This is a messenger RNA of Acanthochromis polyacanthus (spiny chromis), 1741 nucleotides long. It is a transcript of the gene anapc15, whose product is annotated as anaphase promoting complex subunit 15. Gene Ontology annotation, cellular component: anaphase-promoting complex. The record is from RefSeq and is a predicted model, not a curated record. NCBI's taxonomy places the organism in Eukaryota, Metazoa, Chordata, Actinopteri, Pomacentridae. Bases 266 to 634 code for a protein of 122 amino acids. Gene Ontology annotation, biological process: regulation of mitotic cell cycle spindle assembly checkpoint. The transcript is spliced from 4 exons.
CGCAGUGUACCGUUUUAUUAUUUGCUUAUGUUACAAUAUUUUCCCCCUGAGGAUUCGCGGAGGUGGCGUUAGAUUUUAGUUUUCGUGUCGUAAAACAUGAAGACUUUAAAUCGACGUGUUAGUUGGCCUCUCCGCUGCUCCGGUGUCGUGUGUCCUCUUAAAAUAACUACGACAAAUAUCUAACGGGUACAUUUUGCUCCUUAAACUAAGGUGUGUUAACAUUUUCCCAUUUCACGGGGCUUGUUCUCGUCCCUGUGUGCCAGACAUGUCCACCCUGUUCCCCUCUUUAUUCCCCCGGAUAACGGAGUCUCUGUGGUUUAACCUGGACCGACCAUGUGUGGACGAGACCGAACUGCACCAGCAGGAGCAGCAGCACCAGACCUGGCUGCAGAGCAUUGCUGAGAAAGACAACAACCUGAUGCCCAUUGGGAAGCCUAUUUUUGAGGCGGGCUAUGAAGAGGAGGAAGAAGAGGACGAUGAGGAUGAAGAGGACAGUGAGGAAGACUCUGAAGAUGAGGAAGACAUGCAGGACAUGGAUGAGAUGAACGACUACAAUGAGUCACCGGACGACGGCGAGAUCAAUGAGGUGGAUAUGGAAGGACCCGACCAGGAUCAAGACCAAUGGAUGAUUUAAGACAGUUCUAGCCUCCACUGAGCUUUCUGGCCCUGAAUUUCUACUCCCUACCUAAAAUAUGACUGCUGCCCCUUCAGUUUGUGGACAAAAAUGUUGUUGAAUCAACGCAGGAUUUUUCAAGAGAGGUCAGUGCAUUUGUCUAAUUUCAGCCUGCAAUCAGUCAGUCGUCAGUCUUGGGAGCCUUGGACAUUAUUGGACUUUGCUGUGGAUGUUGCUACCUGCAACACGUUCAUCUACUAACGUGAAGAAUGUGUGUGAUUCAGCACCUGUGUACACAUCAUGUUUUUGUCUUGCUUUUAGCAGCAACCUGUGACUCCAGUUAGUACAUUUAACCAUUUAGUCAGGUGAAAACAGUUGGAGACAAACACAGUGCUGUUGUUUUGCAGCAGUGGGCGGCGGCCCAGUGAUCUCUCAUCUAAACUUUGACCCUGUCAUAUCGUCAGUCAUGUGCUACUGAUUUUCUCAGCAGCUGACUGAGCAAACCUUAGUUCAGUCAGCAAAAUAAUUUGUUACCUAUGAAAAGGACCCUUAGAUACUUGACCAUAUAUUUAGUUUUAUUGGAGUGUUUGAGUGUUGCAGGUGUUUCGACACAUAUCAUACCUCCAGUGAAAUACUCAUAAAAAACGGAUUAUGUUUAGAUGAUUGAAACAAAUUUUAAUAUUUUUAACUGUGUCCAAAGCAUUAGCUGCCCAUUACCAUGAAGAAAUGCUGAAAUAUCAGCACCAACAUUACCAAUUUGAAAUCUCUCAUGUUUAUGUUACAGAAUUGUUUGCCAAGAUUUGAUUAUUUGUACUGAAAUUAUUGAAGAUUUUGACUGUUUGUAUUCAAUUAUUUUCAUCAGGCCAUGGUUUUGCUUUUCUAUAUUUUAAUUUCUUAUGAAUGAACAGCAAAAUGUAACAUGUCAGUGAGCAGUAUGAGCUGGAUUUAUGUUGACUCAUUGUUUGAUAUAAAGUGAAUAUAAAGUCUAGUACUCCGAGAGGCUCAUCUGAAUUUUGAUGGUGCCAGUGUUCACAAUUAAUGCUUGGAUUUACGAAAUGGCGGCUUCCAUUGCUAAACUUGUACAUAAGUAAUUCAUGUUAAAAGUUUUUAUUAAAUAUAAAAUCCAUA